UGACUUUUUAAUCACGAUGGCACACGAGGAAGCUCUCCAGACGACCACAGACAGCGAGGAAGAAAGUAGUUUUUCCUCAGAAGAAGAGGAAGACUUUGAGGAUGAACUCCUGCAUUUCGAGGAGCGCUUUGAUGCUGCGGAGGACACACUUUCUAACGAGAAAAUGCCUUUACAUGCACAUCAUACAAGAGCAGCACACAAGCGUCUUUCAGUUUUCAACUCUGAGAAACUUCACGAAUGUGAGAGUGACCAGAUGCCUGCUGCAAAGAGAGCCAGGACUCUUUCAUGGAAAGCAGAGACUGAUGUUGACCGGGUUCCACAGACUCUGAGAUUCCUGCCUGCUCGGGAACUUGGACCGCAGUUGUCUGCUGCUGACGCGCACUCUCCCAUGAGUCUUUUCAAACUGUUUUUCACAGAGAGCACCAUGACAAACCUGUGCCACAACACAAAUGCUCAGGCUGCCAGGGCAAUUGCAAAGGGCCGCAAGUACAAAUGGACAGAUGUCAGUGUUGAUGAGCUGUACCGCUACAUCGGACUCGUAUUCUACAUGGCUGCGGUGAAGAUGAGCUCCAUCACUGACUACUGGCGGCAGGACAGUCUUUUCUUUCUGCCUUUUCCCGCCACAGUUAUGCCAAGGGACAGAUACCCGCAUAAUUUCCUGGAAUACUCAUCAAAUGGAUAUACUGUGGACUUCUCAGUCUACACGGGCAAGAACAGCUUUCCUGCAGACCGUGGGCUUUCGUAUGAUGCUGUGAUGUCUCUCCUGGACCGUAAAGUUUUGGGCUCUGGGUACCAUGUGUACAUGGAUGAUUUCUACACGAGUCACAAGCUCUUCACAGACCUGUUUGCUCUGAAGUUUGGUGCUUGUGGGACGUACAGAGACCAGAGGAAGGACUUCUUCCCGAAGACUGCAGCUAAUUCACUGAGCAGAAGCUCCAGCAGGGGAUCCAUCAGGUGGAUUCGGGACGGGCCUCUUGUGUGUGUGAAGUGGAUGGACACGCAAGUAGUGUCUGUUUGUUCCACCAUCCAUGCUGCCUAUACAGGAGAGCGUGUGCAAAGGAAAAUCAAAGCACAAGAUACAUGGAAGGCGAAGUCUUUUCCGUGUCCUGCACCUGUGAUUGCAUACAACCAGCACAUGGGGGGUGUUGAUCUGUCCGGUCAGCUGCUGCAAUACUACGCUGCGCAGCACAAAACCAUGAAGUGGUACAGAAAAAUUUUCCUACACUUCUUGGACAUUGCCGCCAGCAACGCUUUCAUAUUGUACAAUUUCUCAGUUUAG
Messenger RNA from Cyprinus carpio (common carp), 1279 nucleotides. RefSeq names its product piggyBac transposable element-derived protein 4-like. NCBI's taxonomy places the organism in Eukaryota, Metazoa, Chordata, Actinopteri, Cypriniformes, Cyprinidae. The coding region runs from base 17 to 1279 and encodes 420 amino acids. The transcript has 4 exons. The record is from RefSeq and is a predicted model, not a curated record.